This is a messenger RNA of Oryctolagus cuniculus (rabbit), 1433 nucleotides long. RefSeq names its product CTD nuclear envelope phosphatase 1 (gene CTDNEP1). Gene Ontology annotation, molecular function: phosphatase activity. NCBI's taxonomy places the organism in Eukaryota, Metazoa, Chordata, Mammalia, Lagomorpha, Leporidae. The record is from RefSeq and is a predicted model, not a curated record.
GCGCCCCUCUCUGUAGCCUUUCCUGCCACUCGGGGCCCCCGUCCCCCCUCCCGGCGGCGGGGGGCUGCCCCCGGGGGGCUGGCGGAGCUGGGCCGCGGGGGCCCCGGGGCCGGCGGUGCCGGGGUCAUCGGGAUGAUGCGGACGCAGUGUCUGCUGGGGCUGCGCACGUUCGUGGCCUUCGCCGCCAAGCUGUGGAGCUUCUUCAUUUACCUUUUGCGGAGGCAGAUCCGCACGGUAAUUCAGUACCAAACCGUUCGCUAUGAUAUCCUCCCCUUAUCUCCUGUGUCCCGGAAUCGGUUAGCCCAGGUGAAGAGGAAGAUCCUGGUGCUGGAUCUGGACGAGACGCUCAUUCAUUCCCACCACGAUGGGGUCCUGAGGCCCACAGUCCGGCCUGGAACACCCCCCGACUUCAUCCUCAAGGUGGUAAUAGACAAACACCCUGUUCGGUUUUUUGUACAUAAGAGGCCUCACGUGGAUUUCUUCUUAGAAGUGGUGAGCCAGUGGUACGAGCUGGUGGUGUUUACAGCAAGCAUGGAGAUUUACGGCUCUGCCGUGGCAGAUAAACUGGACAAUAGCAGAAGUAUUCUCAAGAGGAGAUACUACAGACAGCACUGCACUUUGGAGUUGGGCAGCUACAUCAAAGACCUCUCUGUGGUCCACAGUGACCUGUCCAGCAUUGUGAUCUUGGAUAACUCCCCAGGGGCUUACAGGAGCCAUCCAGACAAUGCCAUCCCCAUCAAAUCCUGGUUCAGUGACCCCAGCGACACAGCCCUUCUCAACCUGCUCCCAAUGCUGGAUGCCCUCAGGUUCACCGCUGACGUCCGCUCCGUGCUGAGCCGAAACCUUCAUCAACAUAGGCUCUGGUGACAGCUGCUCCCCCUCCACCUGCAUUGGGGUGGGGGGGAACGGGAGGGCGAGCCCUCGGGAUGCUGUCGGAUGCCCUGUCCAAUGUGAGGACUGCCUGGGCAGGGUGUGCCCUUCCCACCCCUCGCUGCCCUCGGAGUCUGGAUGGACACACGGGCCAGGCUUCCAAGCAGCCUCACUCAGUUCACGGUCACACUCCAUGGAAACCCAGACUGGGACAGGCCGAGGCCUAGGAGAACCGAGCCGUGUCUGGUGGAGACAGGACUGGCCAGAGAGACAGACAUACCGUGCGUGACCCAGGAGGCUCAAAGAGAAGCCGAGUCAGCUUUGCUGUGAUUUGAUUUUUUUUAAAACUCUUGUACAAAACUGAUCUAAUUCUUCACUCCCGCUUCAAGGGCUGGGCUGUGGGUGGGAGACUGGGGAUUUGGGUCACUGGAUCUCCCCUAAUUUACCCUUCCCUUACUUUCCUUCUAUUUUUCUCUCCCUAGAUUCCUCAGACCUGUAACCAACUUUAUCUCUUUUUUUCCUUUCCUCUCUUUUAAACCAUGCAUUAUAACUUUGAAACCAAA